Molecule: messenger RNA, 1392 nt
Organism: Striga hermonthica
Lineage: Eukaryota; Viridiplantae; Streptophyta; Magnoliopsida; Lamiales; Orobanchaceae
Source: the annotation of a GenBank genome assembly
AUGAUUACUAACCUGCAUUUUGCAGCGAUUUUCUUUACGGUUAUCGGCAAUAUUAUUGUCGAGGCAGAGGGCACGAUAGGGAUCAAUUGGGGACGACAAAACGCGCAGAGGCUCGUCCCGUCGAUGGUGGUCGACGUGCUUCUGCAGAACCAAGUCCCGGCUGCAAGAGUCUACUCGACCCAAGAAGACGUGUUAGAGGCGUUUGCAUGGAGCGGGAUUAACCUCACGGUCACCAUUUUUGACAUCACAAAGGUUUCGAAUGAGAAUGACUCGCAAGCAUGGGUACAAAACAGAAUCCACUGGCUCGACGAUGCAAGCAUAAGACACGUUUACCUCGGGAACCACGCGUUCAUCAAAGGAAUAAACAACUCGACCAUCCAAACGAUGGCUGUGGAAGCCGUCAGGAACUUGCAGGCAGCCCUAGACGACGCGGGCCACGGGGACAUAAAAGUGACCCUACCGAGCCCCAUCCAAAUACUCAAGGGCAACAUCACCAAACCCUCCGAAGCCGAGCUCAAGGACUCCAUCCGAGACGAGUUCGGGAGAUUUCUCAAACUUCUCCAGGAAAGUGGGGCCCACCUCGCCAUCGAGCUUUUCCCCAUCGACAUCAUGUUGUGGCUUGGAAUCGACGACCCGAGCUUCGCAUAUGCUGAUGGCCGCUCGACUCACGUCGUGACCGACGUGCACGGAGCCGUGUACACGAACGUGUUUGAGUUCGCGCACGAUGCCUUCGCGUGGGCCAUCGAGAAGGCGGGAGCACCCGAUGUGGAGAUUGUCGUGAGCCACAUCGGGUGGCCUACGGAUGGCUACUCGAGUGCCAGCGUGGCCAAUGCCGAGCGGUUCUACAAGACUUUGCUCCCGCUCGUCACUAGCGGCCGAGGGACCCCCAAACGGCCCGGUAAGCCUAUCAAGAUCUUCGUGCACGCCCUCACAGACGAAAACAAGAAUCCGGACACAAUCCCAUACGGCCGGCAUUGGGGUAUCUAUAGGUCAAACGGCGAGCCCAAGUACCGGAUAGACCUGACGGGGCAAGGAAGGGAUAUUUUCCCAGUCAAUGCUCGGGGGAUUAUGCGGAUGCCCCAACGGUGGUGCAUGUUGGACCACGAGAAGGCGGCUGGGGACAGGACAAAAGUGCAGGUUCAGUAUGAGAAGGCGUGUGGGCCCAAGGGUGGGGACUGCACGAGCCUGGCGCCUGGGGGCUCGUGCAGUAGCCUUGAUGAUAUGGAGAAGGUUUCAUAUGCGUUCAAUAUGAAUUUCCAGUCUCACUUUCAAGAUGAGGGGCAGUGCUGGUAUGAGGGGCUCGGGAAGGUAGUCACGGAGGACCCAUCGAGAGGGACCUGCGUGUUCCCGGUGGAAGUUGUGAAGGGUCAACAGGACAAUUUCAAGAACUAA